AUGAACGGCACUACCAAUGGAUCGGUUCAGAAAAUCCUUGUAGUCUUUGGGGCUACAGGGAAGCAAGGCGGCUCCGUUGUGAGGUGCAUCCUGUCAGAUCCAAAAACAGCAUCCAUGUUCUCUGUCCGUGCUAUCACCAGAGACCCUUCCAAACCGAGUGCUCAAGAACUUACCAAGAUGGGUGCUGAAUGUGUCUCGGCCGACUGCGAUGACAAGCCAUCUCUCCGUAUCGCCAUGGAUGGUGCAUACGCGGUCUUUGCUGUCACCAACUUCUGGGAGAAGAAAAGUGCUGAAGCUGAAGUCCAACAAGGAAAGAACAUGGCCGAUGUGGCCAAGGAAGUUGGCGUGCAGCAUUUCAUCUGGAGCAGUCUGCUAAACAUCACCGAACUCUCUGGUGGAAAGCUCUCUCAAGUGGCACAUUUCGAUUCCAAGGCAGAUGUUGAACAAUACAUUCGCGACAUCGGUAUCCCAGCUACAUUUUUCCUACCUGGGUUCUACAUGUCCAACAUUCCUGGUCAGAGCCUCAACAAUAAGCAGGGGCCAUACAACUUCGCUCUGCCAAUUCCCACAAAUUCCCCCAUCCCGCUCUUCGACACUGAGGCGGACACCGGCAAAUUCGUGAAAGGUAUCUUGCUGAACCGGGAAAAGGUGCUGGGCGCUCGUAUCUACGGGGCGAGCGGUUACUACACUCCUGAACGGAUCAUUGCGGACUUCCAAGCUGUCAAACCCAAGGACGGCCAGGGCGGCAGGGCUCUGCAGGUGCCUGAGGAGAUGUUCAAGAAAGUGCUGGCGUCCAAAGGCCUCCCACCGCCUCUACAGGAAGAGAUGCUUCAAAAUAUGCUGUUGAUGCCUCAAUUUGGCUACUUUGGAGGUGCAGAUCUAAAGCAGAGUCAAUCGAUCGUGGAUGAACCUCUGACGACUUGGAAAGAGUUCGUGGCCAAGGCUUCUGUGUGGGCCGAGGUGCGCUAG
This is a messenger RNA of Rhinocladiella mackenziei CBS 650.93, 969 nucleotides long. RefSeq lists its product as uncharacterized. The transcript has 4 exons. Bases 1 to 969 code for a protein of 322 amino acids. Lineage: Eukaryota; Fungi; Ascomycota; Eurotiomycetes; Chaetothyriales; Herpotrichiellaceae. The record is from RefSeq and is a predicted model, not a curated record.